Molecule: messenger RNA, 9700 nt
Organism: Prinia subflava (tawny-flanked prinia)
Lineage: Eukaryota; Metazoa; Chordata; Aves; Passeriformes; Cisticolidae
Gene: TBC1D8B
Product: TBC1 domain family member 8B
Exons: 21
Coding region: 80-3448 (1122 amino acids)
Source: RefSeq, a predicted model, not a curated record
CCCUGCCCUGCCUGGCACCGCAGCUGCGAGCGCGGGGCGGGCACGGCGCUGGCAGCGCUCUGCCGUCAGGGGCCGCGCGAUGUGGCUGAAGCCCGAGGAGGUGCUGCUGAAAAAUGCCCUCAAGCUGUGGGUGCAGGAGCGCUCCAACCAGUACUUCGUGCUGCAGAGGCGGCGGGGCUAUGGCGAGGAGGGCGGAGGCGGGCUGGCAGGUCUCCUGGUGGGAACACUGGAUGCAGUGCUGGACUCGACGUCGAAGGUCGCCCCGUUCCGCAUCCUGCACCAGACCCCGGACUCGCAGGUGUACUGGUCCAUUGCCUGUGGAUCCAGCAGAGAAGAAAUAACAGAACACUGGGAGUGGUUAGAACACAAUGUUAUGAAGACUUUAUCAGUAUUUGAUUCAAAUGAAGACAUUACAAGCUUUGUCCAGGGAAAGAUAAGAGGUUUGAUUGCUGAAGAGGGAAAAGAUUCUUUUGUAAAAGAAGACGAUCCUGAGAAGUUUCGUGAAGGUCUUAUGAAGUUUGAGAAGUGUUUUGGAUUACCAGAGCAGGAGAAGUUGAUUACCUACUACUCAUGCAGUUAUUGGAAAGGCAGAGUGCCCUGUCAAGGGUGGCUCUAUCUCAGUACCAACUUCCUCAGCUUUUACUCCUUUUUGCUUGGAGCAGAAGUAAAACUUAUCAUCUCCUGGGAUGAAAUAUCAAAACUCGAGAAAACUUCCAAUGUGAUCCUAACAGAGAGCAUUCAUGUGUGCUCCCAUGGGGAAGAUCAUUAUUUUUCCAUGUUUUUGCACAUUAGUGAAACAUUCCUUCUCAUGGAGCAGCUGGCAAACUAUGCAGUUAGGAGGCUUUUUGACAAGGAGACAUUUGAGAAUGAUCCAGUCCUUCAUGAUCCUCUGCAGAUCACCAAGAGAGGCCUGGAGAGCCAUGCCCACAGUGAGCAGUUUAGUGCAUUCUUCAGACUGCCUAAAGAAGAGUCCUUGAAGGAAGUUCAUGAGUGCUUCUUGUGGGUUCCUUUCAGUCAUUAUAACACCCAUGGGAAAAUGUGCAUUUCAGAAAACUACAUCUGCUUUGCUAGCCAGGAUGGCAGCCUGUGCAGUGUCAUCAUUCCACUGAGAGAGGUCACAGGGGUGGAUAAAGCAGAUGCAGCCAGCAGAGGAGUCAGCAUUAGUACCAAGGGGAAAACAGCUUUUCGUUUCACAGAGGUGAGGGAUUUUGAACUGCUCGUGGCAAAGCUCAGAAUGAAAUGCAAAGCAACUGCGAGUCCACAACACAUCGUGAGCACUGAGGUUGCAGCUGGUUCUGCUGCUGAUACUCCAAAGGAUUUUGGUGCAGGACAGUCAAAGAUGGGCCAGAGAGAUAACAGCAAAACUGUCAGUACAGAAGCACUGAUGACUGUCUACCAUCCUCAGGAUGCUGAGAACCUUGACUCUAAAAUGCUGAAGGAAAAAAUGAAGGAGCAGUCGUGGAACAUCCUGUUUGCAGAGCGGGGCCACGGGGUCAGCAUGUUUCGAACAAAGAAGACUCGAGACCUCGUCGUAAGAGGCAUCCCAGAGGCAUUAAGAGGAGAGCUCUGGCUGCUCUUCUCAGGUGCUGUAAAUGAUAUGGCAUCCAACCCUGGUUAUUACACUGAGCUGGUGGAGAAGUCCUUAGGAACCUGCACUUUGGCCACUGACGAGAUUGAACGAGAUUUACGUCGCUCCUUGCCUGAGCAUCCUGCUUUUCAAAGCGAUACAGGGAUUUCUGCCCUCAGGAGAGUUCUCACAGCUUAUGCAUUCAGGAAUCCACAAAUUGGAUAUUGUCAGGCAAUGAAUAUUCUGACAUCAGUGCUUCUGCUGUAUGCUAAAGAGGAGGAAGCAUUCUGGCUUUUGGUUGCUGUGUGUGAAAGGAUGCUCCCUGAUUAUUUCAAUCGCCGCAUCAUUGGUGCCUUGGUAGAUCAGGCAGUGUUUGAGGAGCUCAUCAGGGUUCACCUGCCUCAGUUGACAGACCACAUGACGGACAUGACUUUUUUCUCCUCGGUCUCUCUCUCCUGGUUCCUUACCCUUUUUAUCAGUGUGCUGCCAAUUGAAAGUGCAGUCAAUGUGGUGGACUGUUUCUUCUAUGAUGGAAUAAAGGCAAUCUUGCAGCUGGGCCUUGCAGUGCUGGAAUACAACAUGGAGAAGUUGCUCACUUGUAAGGAUGAUGCAGAAGCAGUCACUGUUCUCAACAGAUUUUUUGACAGUGUCACUAACAAAGACAGUCCUUUACCUCCAGCUGUGCAGCAGGGCUCCAGCCUCAGCGACACAAAGAGCGACCACCCCAAAGUGGACAUCACUGAUCUCAUCCGAGACUCAAAUGAAAGGUACGGUGAUAUUCGCUAUGAGGAUGUGGAGAGCCUGCGCUGCAGGAACAGGCUUUUUGUCAUCCAGACCUUGGAAGCCACAACCAAGCAGAACGUGCUACGUGUUGUGUCUCAGGAAGUAAAAUUCAGCCCUAGUGAUCUUGAAGAGCUUUAUGAAUUAUUCAAGAGGGAGCAUUUCCUCUCCUGUUACUGGAGUGUGGGCAGUCCUGUCCUGCAGCACCACGACGCCAGCCUGCCCUACCUCGAGCAGUACCGCAUCGACUGCCAGCAGUUCAGGGUGCUGUGCCACCUCCUCAGCCCCUGGGCACACUGUGCCAACAGAGACUCCCUGGCCCUGUGGGCAUUCCGACUGAUGGAUGAGAGCUCCAACUGCCUUAUAAACUUCAAACAAUUUGCCUGUGUUCUUGAUACAAUGUACAAUGGAAGCUUCACUGACAAACUCAAGCUUCUUUUUAAGUUGCACAUCCCUCCAGCUUUUACUGAAGUGGAAUCUCUAAGCCCUUCCAAAGGGGAUGAUCUUUCAAAAGAAGAACUGAUCCACUUCAGCCAACUCAGCGUUUCAUCUGUUGGGGAUAAUCUUGAGAGUGAUUCCUUGAAGAGCAGCCCAGAAAAAGGGAAGGGGAAGGUUGAUAUUCAGACAUAUCUGAAGCAAUGGCAAGAUGAACUUCUUAAAAAAGAAGAAAACGUCAAGGAUUUGCCAAGAAUGAAUCAGUCUCAGUUCAUCCAGUUCUCAAAAACUCUCUACAACCUGUUCCACGGGGACCCCGAGGAGGAGCUGCUGUACCGGGCGAUCGCGGUGGUCACCGGGCUCCUGCUGAAAAUGGAGGAGCUGGGCAGGAGGCUGCAGAGGCCCCUGUCCCCUGACAAAAAUCCAGGUGCUGUCACAGAAAAGGGGCCUGGAGUGGCCAAAGAGAGGCAGGAGGAAAGCUCUGAGCAGACUGAAGGCAGCAGAGGUUUGGAAGGGAACCAUGAAUGGUCUUUUGCCUUUGAACAGAUUCUGGCGUCCUUAUUAAAUGAGCCAGCCUUAGUGAGAUUUUUUGAAAAGCCUCAUGACAUAAAAGCUAAAAUAGAGAGUGCUAAAAAUUUACAGCUUAAAGCAAGAACCAGAGUGUAAUUUUCUUUACAUUUGACUCUGAAUUAAUCACAUAAAGUGCUUACAAAUGAAGGCUGUAACUAUGGAAAUCAAGUCUGGUGUUGACAUAGGGAAUGAAGUUUGAAGAAUUAGCUUUAAGUAUCAGAUUACUGGUAUGUGAUGUAAAUAAAAAUAGUUUGAAGCACAGUCACUUUCUUGCAUUGUUCAUAAGUUUCACUCCAAAAAAAAGGACUGAAUAAUAACUGUCUUUACCAUGUGAUUAAAACAUGCAGCAUUGCUUGGAGAUCCUGGAUGUGUAUCUGUUGCAAACCUGUCUGAAUGAUUUGUUAGAGUAUGUGUUCUCCAGGUUCUUUCUUUUAUUGUGAUAAAAGAAAUGACUUUUUCCCAUUUUCAAUUUUAAAGGAGUGUCAACAGCUUGGAGGUUGUCUUCCACAUUAAUUAGUUAUUUCCAAAUUGCUUGUGGACUGGGGUCAAAGCAGGGUGAGGACUAAGAACAGAGCAACAAAUAAUAUUGAUUGUUUAAAAUCAAGGUUUGGAAAGCCCAAGCAAAGGCCAUCUGUAGCUGAGUGUUGACUGUUGAGCUGCUUAGGGACAGGUUGCUGUUGCUUCUUUAUCUGCUGUCUGUAUCUCAACCCAGUAAUUACUGUUGCUUUUCUAUAGCACUCCAGAUUAUUGCUGCUGUAAUAUUUUCCAUCUGUCAGGAUUCAAGGCAACAAGAAAAUCCCCUUGAAUCUGACUUGAAAUUUUUAUUAUAUAAAAUAUGAUCUAGUAGAAAUCCUGUGGAGGAAAGCUCUGCCAGUGUAAAAGCAGAGAAAUGUGGACCUUGAAUCUUUGGUAGCUGGUGCUAGAAAGCAUUCAGAGAAGGAGGGUAAGAGCUUGUAUUUGAACAACAGCAACAUAAGGGGGGAGUCUGUGUUAAAUUAGUUUAAAAUGUCUGUUUUUAAAAGCCUGUAUGACAAUCUUUCUCUGCAGAGCAGCAUUAUUUUUAUACUGUGCAUAUUUUUUUAAAGAAGCAGAGUGGGGAUGGUAUUGCUUUUCUUGCAAUACAAGUGUGAAUGAAGAAUAAAACAAAUUUCUGACUUGUGUUACAGGAACUUUGAGAAAUGCCAUCAUUGCGGUUGGUGGUAAAUCUAUGAAUUAUGUCUUACACUCUCCUCAAUACUCUCAAGUAUUAAUAAAGUAAAGUUUUACUGAAGAAGUCCAAAAGCCAGAUCAUAUAUGUGGAAGAUGAGGAAGCUUUUUUCAGAAACCUUCUCAAAGUAAUUGCAGUUGAUACAAUACAAUAUAGUCCUGAUUUGUAUUUUUAUGUAUAAAAUAUAAAAACAAAUGUAUCCAUUUAUGUGGAUAUGGAUAGGGCCACACUGAAUUACUUUCUCAAAACAUUUUCUAAAUUAAUUUCUAAACAAAGUUGUUUAGAAAUACCAAGCAGAUGAUGUUUUUCUAGUCCAGGAUGUGCCCAGGUAAGGUUUGCUCAGUAAUUCUGCAGAUAGCCAUGAUGAAAUUAUUGCAGCCUCAUGAGAACAGAUACACUGCCCAUACCAAAACCUUUUGUAGGUUUAUGAGAGAUCCUGUUUAUGUCAUCAAGUAAUCAAAGCUGUGCACUAUUUGCUAAUCAACGUAACAGAGAUAUGAAAGUCUUAAAGACUUUUUUGACUGAGAGCCAAGAUGUGAUCUAAGUGCAGAACAAGGUGAAGGAACUUGCAAAGUACAACAACCCUCUGUUGUUACCUGGUUGUAAAAAGGUGCUCGGUUUGUACAACACCCUUUUCUAGCAGUGCCCACCCCAGAGACUGCAGAGCCUUUGCCAGCUGGGCAGGAGCUCUUGUCAGUGUCAUAUCUGUGUAAAAAGAGCAUAAAUGCAUCAAAAUAGAUUUAAGGCGAGAAGUUAGGAUAUGUAGGGGAACCCCAACUUGCAUUAACUGCAUGGAUUUUUUUUUUUUUUAAUUUUUUUUUUAUUUUUUAAAUUUGUUUAUAUUUUUCCCCAAAAAGGGUGGUGUCUUUAAAUUGUUCCUGUAAUACACCUGCAGGCUGAUCCAGGAAGAUGAGUCCCAGUGCCCAGGCACCCAGUGUCAGCAGGAUGGAGGGUGGAGUGAGGUCACUUCCAAUAGGUUCUUCCUUUUGGAACCUCUGGAUCAAGGGCUGAUUACCUGGGGAAAUGCAGAUGUAGCAAGGGAUUUCCAGGGAGUGAACCCAGAGCUAUGUUUGCUGAGCUAUCUCAUCAUAAUUUAAGUUGGGCUCUGCUUGUGACACAGGAACUCUGGAGCUUUGUCCAGCUUCUUUCCUUCCCUUUGCUAUUCCAGCUCCUUCAAUCCCUAUUCCAGACAGGCUGGCUAAAAAAUCAACAAAAAAUAAACAGCAGUUUAGCUGGCACUGGCAGAGCUGGAGCAACAGCAGCUCGUUCCCUUCCUUCACUCCUGAAGAGGGAACUUCAAAGCCUUCCCCGGUCAGGGACAGAGAUCCCUGUGCUGUGCUGCUUUUUAAAGUUGGUUUAACUUUAAAAGGCUCCCAUCACACCCCCUGAGGGUGCUCACAAACAGGGAGCAGCUUGGCUAAAAGAAUUCUGUUGUGUCACUUCACUCACCUGUGUUACUUUUUUCUGGAAGUCUCCAUGAACUUUUUUGCCUUUAUUUUCAGGUUCAGACAUAGGAAAUAAAUGAAGUGGCUGCUGCCAUGUGAUACAGAAAAAUCACUUUUUGUUUCCAUCCAUUCCUAAAACAAGCCACGUGUUCAUCACUCUAAUGGCUGAAUAAUAACAAUGUAAUUUUAGAAAACUUUGCUACCAUAGUGACUAAAAAAAUAACUGUGUGUUGAUUUUAUCAGAAGUUUCUCAUCCACUUGUACCAUACAAGAUUCUUGAUUGUGAUUGCUGUUGUUAUCUGGACUAAACCAGAAGGAAAUAUUCAGAUUUGUUUCCAGAAAAAUAGGCUAUUUUGUCUUUUUUGCUAUAGCUUUGUCACUUUACCAAUAUGGCAGCACACGUUUGUGUUGACAGAUUGGCUUUUAUACAAUGUGUUGUAAGACAGAUGAGGUGUUAAAUAAAAUAUUAUUUCCCUUAAGAAAAAAAAACAAACCUGUGUUGGAGGCACUAUUAUUUCCUGGGAUGGCCUGCUGCAAAAGUUCCUUCAAGAGUGUUGGUCAAAUUAAAGCCAAAGUAAAACAAGGAGCAAGCCAAAGCCCCUGGUGGGACAGCAGCCUCCUAAAAGUGGAGGAAAAAUAGAGACUGUGACAGAAAAAUUAUAAAAGAAAGGCCUCAUAAAAUCAGGCCUGAUUAAAUAGGUAGCCUGUCACCUCUUCUAAGAGUAGUCAAGCAAUUUGCAAGUUCCCAUGCAAAAACAAUCUUGGUAUGAAAGGUUCUGUAACACAACAACCUAUUUUUGGCUGGAAAAUAAGUGCAUCUGUUUAAACAAUAAGAUCUGUUCCAUCAGAACCCAUAAAGGAAAAAUAUAAACAACCAGAAAAACACGUAAACACAAAUCACCUUCUGACCAAAAAAUGAAGUGGUGAGAAAACUCCCAGCCAAUAGGUGCUGCACACGAGGUCUGUGAAAACUUUAUAAAAUAAAGUGAAUAAAGAAUUGGCUUUUCUCACGUGAAGAAAAUGGACUCUCAGCUAACUCUGAUCCCUAACAGACCCACACCACCCAGGGAAUAACAAGAGUACAUAGUGUGUAAGAGGUCCUACAAGUAUUAUUUUAUUUCUUCAUAAUUUUUUUUAAAUACUAUGUACAAUCUGUUUAAAGCUUGUCAAAAUGCAUGGGCUCCCAUUCAAUGGAGCUGUGCAGGGACAUAGAUUUAAAACAAGAAUAAAAUCUUUACUGUUCAUCUUCAUAAGACACUUACUUUUUCCCAUUACAAAAUACUUUUAAGAAUAGUAACAUUUAUAAAUGUAUUUAUAUUCAACAUCAUAUAAAAUAAACCAAGAUUUAUACUCAAUUCUAGACUUUUUCUUCUUUUCUUUUCUUGCAUGGACUGUAUACAAUAUAUACAAUAACUUCUCAUUAUAUUUGUCAAAUCAGCCUGAUUAUACCCACCAGGCUUUAGCUUAUAUGUACAAAUAUGCUAAAAGUGCAAGACUUUAUUAUUUAAAGCUGCCUGUGUUUUCAGAGGUCUGGAAUUGUGUGGCCUAUAUCUAUUUCUAUAUAGAUAUACAUCUGCAUACAUAUACAUGUAUAUUAAACCCACGUAUAUCUAUAUAUAAUUAUAGUAUAUAGGUACUUGUGUACUAAAAAACCUCAGAAUAUUUAUGACUGAUAGGUCAACACCAACACUGGAGGCCAACCUGAUCACGUCCCUGCCCUCUGCUCCUCACCACAUCACACUUCUGUUUUCUUGUAGGUGGCUGUGGGGGCAUGAACCAAACCCCCCAGCAACCCUCAAUUCCAAAAGAGUCAUAAAAGCACAGGUCAUGGCUAACACCGAGGUAAACAAAUACAAAUCAACCUGAAUAAAGAGAAUUUUUUAAUCCCGUCUGAUUUUUUUGGAGAGUGAGAAUAAUAAGGCAAAACCCCCCCCUGGCCCUGAUUCAGCCUUGCCCCUGGUUGGAGGCAAGCUGAACAAAGACCAAGCAAGCCCCAGAAAGGGUGGGUGGGAUUUUGUCUUUUGGAAGGUGUUGAGAAAAUGAGAUUUUUUCCCUCACUGCCCGUGAGGGAGUGCCUGGGACUGUGCAGCCCCCACCCAGCAGCCAGGCUGACCACUGGGGGGGCUCUCAGAAUUUGGGGGGCUCGUGAUAAAGUGCAUUUUUAGGUCUCUGCUUUUAGCAAGGCUGAGCUAACAUGUAAACAUCCUCACCAAGCUCCUGUGCUCCUCUGGGAGGGGCUGGGAGCAGGGGCUGUGCCCCCCAUCAGCAGGGCAGUGCCCAGGGCUGCACCCACCUCCCCCAGAACCCCUUCCCAACCCUAUUUAUUUAUUUCUUUUUUGGAUUCACUGUCAAAGCCACAGCAAUGCCAGAAAACUGCUCUGCCUCUGCUGCCUCCCUGCCAAGCCCUGUUAAAUAAAUAAAUACCCCCCUCAAGCCCCUGAGCAACCACCAGCACCUGUGGGAUCCAUUUGAUGCCAGUGCUGGGUUUGUGCUGAGGGGACACUGCACACCAGCCAUGGGGAUGAGCUGGGGUGAUGCAGGUUUAAUGGGGGAGCCAGGGAAAUCACAGCCUUUCCCUCCAGGCAGCCACCCUGAGCCACAAACUGUGCAGUGCUGGGGCACUAACACAGAUCUGUGUGUUUGCCUCCCCUCUAAUGUUAUGUGCCAAGGCUGUGGUGGAAAAAAAUCCCACAACCAACUCCCCAAAAUAAAACCCCUUCCCACCACGUCCUCGUGAGCACCACUGCUGCCUUAGAGUGGGGAGAGGGAGACCCUAAAACUAACAGUGCUUUAAAAACAAAAGUUUCCUUACCCUGAAGGCUCUGUGCUGGUCCUUACUACAGAACAAACCUGCAGAGCCCCAGGUGUUCUUAUUUCAGCUCCAGAUUGCCCCAGGUGCUCCAAAUCCCCCUGCCAGCAGUGAGGGGACCCAUGGACAGCCAGGGCUUGGCACAGCUUUUAUUCACAGAUCCACCUCUGCCCUGCCCCAAACCCCAAAGCACCCCAGGGCCUUGUGAACGCUGACCCCAGCCCCAGCAGCCUGUCCUCCCCCUGCCACAUCCCCUGGGCAAUGUGGCACAGCAAAAAUCCAUCCCCUUCCCCAGGAAGAGCUGCUGGGACACAGCCCUGGGUGUGCCAGGGCUGGAGGAGCCCUGCUGUGCCCUUUUCUUGAGACACAGGGCUGCUGGCAGCUGCUUGUGCCAAAAACUGCUCCACCAGGAACACCAGGAACACCAGGAAUGCCAGGAACGCCAGCUGCUGCAGUGCCCAGAAAGUGGCUUGCAGAAAGAAAAGAAGGAAACAAAAACCACCCCAAAACAUCAUUUAAAAAAAAAGAAAAAAAAAAAAGGCAAAACCAAGCAUUCUCGGCUUGGUUUCAACAGACAUUAGGAACUAAACAUCAGGAAUUAACUCCUCUCUAAACCUUGCUCUGUCUGCCAGCUGGAGCUUUACUGCUAGUCCUGGUCCUAACCACCCACUGCCUUGCAAAGUUUAUAGUAAUGGCCAAACCCAUCUACAUUUGGGCUCUAACAGUGCCCAAAGUUAGUACUCGGCUACUAACACUUCAAAAAUGUACUUUUUAGUUUUUCCUUUGGAAAGACAAAAAACAGUAGGGACACUUAACUAUACACCCACUGAGGAAUAAACUGUUUUUUCAAUUCAUGAAUAUAAACUUACAGUUAAAAAGUGACAAUU